Messenger RNA from Trametes versicolor FP-101664 SS1, 411 nucleotides. RefSeq names its product methionine sulfoxide reductase. NCBI's taxonomy places the organism in Eukaryota, Fungi, Basidiomycota, Agaricomycetes, Polyporales, Polyporaceae. Bases 1 to 411 code for a protein of 136 amino acids. The transcript is spliced from 4 exons. The record is from RefSeq and is a predicted model, not a curated record. Gene Ontology annotation, molecular function: peptide-methionine (R)-S-oxide reductase activity. Gene Ontology annotation, biological process: response to oxidative stress; protein repair.
AUGUCCGACCCUAGCAAGAGCAAGAGCGAGAGCGAGUGGAGGGCCAUCCUGAACCCUGAGCAGUUCCGUAUCCUCCGAGAGAAGGGUACGGAGCGCGCGGGCACGGGCAAGUACGACAAGUUCUCGGAGGAGGGCGUGUACACCUGUGCGGGGUGUGGCACGCCCCUGUACAAGAGCGCGACCAAGUUCAACAGCGGCUGUGGCUGGCCCGCGUUCUUCGACGCUAUCCCUGGAGCGGUCCAACGCCAUGAGGACCGCACGUUUGGCAUGACGCGCAUCGAGAUCACCUGCACGGCUUGCGGGGGUCACCUCGGCCAUGUCUUCAAGGGAGAGGGCUACCCUACGCCUACCGAUGAGCGUCACUGCGUGAACUCCGUGUCCUUGAACUUCCACGAGGGGAAGUCCGACUAG